AUGCUCAACACCCGAAGUAUUAGACUAGUGGUGGCCGUGCUAGCCGUACUUGGCAUAGUUGCGUUUUUCGCUACGGCGCAAAACUCAAUCACCCCGCCGUCGCCACAGCGGGUGAAUAAACCAGCAUCGAGUGGAGACUCGUCUGCGCCACCAUCAUUGUCGCAUUCAAAUGGGAAACUGGCACCUGGGCGCGUCUCGCUGCCAAACCAAAAUGUGGAUCUUUCAGAGGCAAAGUCCUUGGAGCAGGAAGACGAAAAGAAUACGUUACAAGGAACUCCACACUCGGGCACAAAGCCACCUUACGAGAUUGAAGAGGAGAAACCAAAGAAGAAUGUUGCUGAAAAAUUGAGUUCACCACAAACACCAGCAUCGUCAUUGAGCUCUGAAAAAAACACUCCUGUAAAGGCAGCGGCUCAAGACUGUAACGAGGUCAAUUACGUCGUCAUGAUCGAUGCUGGAAGCACAGGCUCUCGUGUUCAUGUGUACGAGUUCAACACAUGCGUCCAGCCUCCAAAACUAUUAUCUGAAGAAUUUAUGAUGCUCAAGCCCGGGUUGAGUUCUUUUGACACUGACACUGUUGGUGCUGCAAAAUCCUUGGAUCCGUUAUUGCAAAAGGCUUUGGAGAAAAUCCCCAAGGAUAAACAAGCAUGCACUCCAAUUGCAGUCAAGGCCACCGCUGGGUUGAGAUUGCUUGGAGAAGACAAGUCCAAGGCCAUUUUGGACCAAGUCAAGACCCACUUGGUUGAAGAUUACCCCUUUGCCGUUGUUCCUGGCGACGGGGUCUCAAUCUUGGAUGGUAAAGACGAAGGAGUGUUUGCUUGGGUUACUGCAAACUACCUCUUGGGCAAUAUUGGCAACGAAGAAAAGAGAGCCACUGCUGCUGUUUUCGAUUUGGGUGGUGGGUCGACUCAGAUUGUGUUUGAGCCGGACUACAAAGAUCAGUUCCCCGUUGAAGGCGAAACCCAAUACAAAUUCACCUUUGGCGAUCAUGACUUUACCUUGUACCAGUUUAGCCACUUGGGAUUUGGCCUCAUGGAAGGGAGAAACAAGAUCAACAAGUUGGUUUUGGAGAAUUACAAGAAAAGUCUGGAUCUGAGUCUGGAUGCAACUGCGUUGGAGAAAUUCUCAAGCAAGAGUGAAGCCAAGUCAGCAAAAGCAGCAGUCACCAUCACUAAUCCUUGCAUUCCACCAAAUGCCGUCGCCAAGGAUAUCUUGGUCGAAGUUGGCAAGGACGAAUUCUACGUUGUCAACAUGAAAGGGUCACCACAAGCCGCCGGGGCACAAUGCCGAUUCCUUGCUGAACUGAUCCUCAACAAGGACUUGACGUGUGAAAGCAAACCUUGUUCAUUCAAUGGUGUUCAUCAACCUUCGCUCACGCACACAUUCAACAAAAACUCAGACAUGUAUGUGUUUUCCUUCUUUUACGACCGUACUAGUCCCAUCGGCAUGCCAUCGAGCUUCACGGUGGAAGAGCUCCGCGACUUGACUAAACUGGUUUGCCAAGGCGAAUCGUUGUGGGGCGAUGUCUUCUUUAAAGACUCGAUUGACCAGUUGGUGGAAGAACCGCAAUGGUGCUUGGAUUUGAGUUUCAUCACCGCCAUGUUGCACACUGGCUAUGACAUCCCCUUGAGUAGAGAGUUGAGAACGGCAAAGACAAUCGAUAGUAACGAAUUGGGUUGGUGCUUGGGUGCUAGUUUGCCAUUAUUAGACAAGAAAAGUUCUGGAUGGGAAUGUAGGUUAAAAAAGGACACUACUUAA
Molecule: messenger RNA, 1758 nt
Organism: Lodderomyces beijingensis
Lineage: Eukaryota; Fungi; Ascomycota; Pichiomycetes; Serinales; Debaryomycetaceae
Source: the annotation of a GenBank genome assembly